Agelaius phoeniceus (red-winged blackbird) is the source of this 1022-nucleotide messenger RNA. It is a transcript of the gene GAPDH, whose product is annotated as glyceraldehyde-3-phosphate dehydrogenase. Gene Ontology annotation, molecular function: NAD binding; glyceraldehyde-3-phosphate dehydrogenase (NAD+) (phosphorylating) activity; NADP binding. Lineage: Eukaryota; Metazoa; Chordata; Aves; Passeriformes; Icteridae. Gene Ontology annotation, biological process: glycolytic process; glucose metabolic process. The record is from RefSeq and is a predicted model, not a curated record. Gene Ontology annotation, cellular component: cytosol.
UAAAGGGCGGCGGAGAGGCGCUGCGCCACCUCCUCACUGCGCGCCGGGCGGUUCGGAGGCAGCAGGAACAUCCCGAAGCGGUAAAGAUGGUGAAAGUCGGAGUCAAUGGAUUUGGCCGUAUCGGCCGCCUGGUUACCCGGGCUGCCGUCCUCUCUGGCAAAGUCCAAGUGGUGGCCAUCAACGAUCCCUUCAUUGAUCUGAACUACAUGGUUUACAUGUUCAAAUAUGACUCUACUCAUGGCCACUUCCGGGGCACUGUCAAGGCUGAGAAUGGAAAACUUGUCAUCAAUGGGAAUGCUAUCACUAUCUUCCAGGAGCGUGACCCCAGCAACAUCAAGUGGGCAGAUGCUGGUGCUGAAUAUGUUGUGGAGUCUACUGGUGUCUUCACCACCAUGGAGAAGGCCGGGGCUCACCUGAAGGGUGGUGCCAAGCGUGUGAUCAUCUCUGCCCCCUCUGCUGAUGCUCCCAUGUUCGUGAUGGGUGUCAACCAUGAGAAGUAUGACAAGUCUCUGAAAAUUGUCAGCAAUGCUUCCUGCACUACUAACUGCCUGGCACCCUUGGCCAAGGUCAUCCAUGACAACUUCGGCAUUGUGGAGGGUCUCAUGACCACUGUCCAUGCCAUCACAGCCACACAGAAGACAGUGGAUGGGCCUUCUGGGAAGCUUUGGAGAGAUGGCAGAGGUGCUGCUCAGAACAUUAUCCCAGCAUCUACUGGAGCUGCUAAGGCUGUGGGAAAAGUCAUUCCUGAGCUCAAUGGGAAACUUACUGGAAUGGCUUUCCGUGUGCCAACCCCUAAUGUCUCUGUUGUGGACCUGACCUGCCGUCUGGAGAAGCCAGCCAAGUACGAUGACAUCAAGAGGGUAGUGAAGGCUGCUGCUGAUGGGCCCCUGAAGGGCAUCCUGGCAUACACAGAGGACCAGGUUGUCUCCUGUGACUUCAAUGGUGAUAGCCAUUCCUCCACCUUUGAUGCAGGUGCUGGCAUUGCACUGAACGACCAUUUUGUCAAGCUGGUUUCCUGGUAG